This is a messenger RNA of Myotis myotis, 585 nucleotides long. RefSeq names its product histone H2A-Bbd type 2/3. The transcript has a single exon. Gene Ontology annotation, molecular function: structural constituent of chromatin; protein heterodimerization activity; DNA binding. The coding region runs from base 130 to 477 and encodes 115 amino acids. Gene Ontology annotation, cellular component: nucleosome. NCBI's taxonomy places the organism in Eukaryota, Metazoa, Chordata, Mammalia, Chiroptera, Vespertilionidae. The record is from RefSeq and is a predicted model, not a curated record.
UACGGAGCAGGAGCCUCUGUACUGGCCACCUUGGGCGGUUGAGACCAACGGGCAUCUUCCUGAACCUAACCGCACUGAACCGCACGGCAGAGCUAGACGGGUCGGAGGCAGCGCACCCCAGCGCCCAGCAUGUCUGAGCAAAGGAGCCGCGGAGGUUCUUCUGGUCACCAGAGGCGGAACCGCACCCGAAGCCGCACCCGCAGAGCUGAAUUGACCUUCUCUGUGAGCCACCUGGAGCACCUCCUGCUGGACGGCCACUACACCCAGCGUCUCAGCGCCAACGCACCUGUGUAUCUGGCGGCCAUCAUCCAGUACCUGACGGCCACGAUCCUGGAGCUGGCGGGCAACGAGGCCCAGAAAAUCGGCUGCAGGCGCAUCACCCCGGAGCUGCUGGACAUGGCGAUCCACAACAACGCACUGCUCAGCGGUUUCUUCGAGAACACCACCGUCUCCCAAGUGGCCCCGGGCAGGCGGUAGCUUCCCAACAUGACCUGGGCUCCCCGGGCCUCGGCCCACUCACAGCCCAGGCAGCCCGGGCCUGUCUGGCGCCUUGGGCCAAGUUAUUGAAAAUAAAGUGUUGAAGGA